Messenger RNA from Armigeres subalbatus, 2860 nucleotides. RefSeq lists its product as uncharacterized. Gene Ontology annotation, biological process: cilium assembly. The record is from RefSeq and is a predicted model, not a curated record. Gene Ontology annotation, cellular component: ciliary transition zone. Lineage: Eukaryota; Metazoa; Arthropoda; Insecta; Diptera; Culicidae.
UUCUCAGUAGAAUGCCACAUAAGGUUGGCAAGUGAAAAUUUUAAAAAAUGGAACAAGUGCGCGUGCAUGCCAAAACUAAACACCGUAGUUCUCGGUCCGGAUCCAGCUCGCGGAGAGUGUCGACCAGCAGUGGGCAUCAGCGAUUGGAAGCUUCCGAACAAUCUCCAGGCAGUCCGCGAAACGAUGAAGAAGUUUCUAAAAAUAGAGCACCCUUUACCGUAGGAGGUUCACAUUCUUCACGACCAGAUGAAAAUCUAGAUAGCGCCUCUACGACGACAAACGCCAGCAGCACGAAAGUCCACAACAAUAUCAACAACAACAACAAUGUUGAUGAUGCAAUUGAUGCUAACAGAAAUCCACCCGAUCAGCAGCGCGUGGAAACGACUUCCGUAGACACCGUUCCGGGAACGGACGACAAACUGCAAAAGGGUAUCCUGGGCUACAUGGACCGCCAGCUGAAGGUGCAGUCCCUGUCAGAUCCGCAGAAAAGUCCCGCUCAGCGGAGCACCCGCAGCCGAAGUAGCCUAGAUAAAAGCCCACGCAGAAAGCGCAGCAAAUCGGAAUCCCGCAGGCGGAGAGAGCGGAAAAUUAUCGCUGCUGGGGAAAUGGAAGUGCGCCAGGCAAACGAAACGCUGAUGCGGUAUCUGAAGCAGUGUUCCGAUUUCAAUGACGCGUCGCUUUCGGGUGAUUUGGAGAUUCCGGAAAACCUCGAAGAUAGGCGGGUGCACCGGAAGACGAAGUCGCAGCGAGAGCGGAAGCACCAGCAGCAGAACGCGCCGAAGCAUACUGGUGAAGACACUUCCACCUACCAUGGCGAAAUCUACAACCCAUUCACACCAGUCGUGUCGCCAACGACGGAAGCGGCCCCAACCAGAAUCGAUAAAAUGUACAUCCAGACGGCUAGCGGAUAUCGGCCGGUAGACAAUACUUACCACCACCAUCACCUGCACCAUCAUCACUCGCAGUACCAUCGCCAUCAUCUGAGGCCUGGUGGCGGUGGCGGUGGUUUGGCUGGUGACCCUGAAAGCAAUAAUUACACAAUAAGAACAGCAGUGCAUCUUUCCUGUGCGGUGCAAAGAGUAUGGCUGCAUAUAGCCAACGUAUGUCACGGUUUGCUGGGAGGGUGCCUGGCUCAUCUGCUGCUGAUCUGUACAACAAGACCGUACGAUUGGGUCGAAGCUUCCAUACGGCACUAUUCGGCCUUUGCGGAAGUAUACGCCAACACGUUUUACUGUUUGGCUAUCAUCUGUAUGGUUUCGAUAUUCGAUAGAAUGGACAUAUCACACUUCAGCCUAUCGAGUGCGACGGAUAACAACAUUUCGUUUAGAUCUGUGGUUAUCAUCAUGAUAUAUGCAGCAACGAUUGUACUAAGUCUGUCGGCUGGAUCGAUGGACGAACGCCUUUACCUGUCCGCUUCUAAUGUGACCGUGUGGGAAGAGGAACUGGAAACGAACAAAGUACUCAGCAUCUGGAAUACUCUAUCGAUAGCCCGCAGUGUUGGUGCUAUUUUCGGAUGGGUUGUGAUUGGCAUGUCGCCGGAUCAGGACCAACUGUACGACCAUUUGCUCGAAAUGGAGAAAUAUCAACUCCAGUAGGCAGCAACCAGUACCAACCAAAGAUAGGCAUAAUGAAAUCGACGAUAAUAAGCCUCUUAUCUCUAUAUUGCACUUCAAAAACUGUGUUACGUUCUUAAUGAGUAACUGUAAAAAUGGCCACUGUAAAUACUAGAAUAAAGGAUCAUAGCUAAUGGGAACGAUACAGAACAAAAUACGAAAAUAGAGAUCAUUCAAUAGCAGUAACAUAAACGAAGCCUCAGGCUAAGACAUCAUUGUAACAAUAAACCAGCAAAAUAAAAGGAGAACUAAAGGACUACAAUAGGAUAUGCGUUGGCGAACACAAACCAAUCGAAUUAACGCUAAUUGUUGUGUAACAAAAUUAUCCAAAAAAUCAGAAAAAUAUUACGCCAACCAAACACGACCGUUAACCAGUACAAUAUAUCCAAUAACGUUAUCUGUAUCUCCCUUGUUUAGACAAUGAUCGAAUUGAAUAUGUUCCAUACUCAGUGCAAGACAUGUAAUCCUCAAUAAAUGCUUAAAGCCUGAAUCGGAAUACCGUCAGUAUAUAUGCCCCAGCUUUUUGACAAACAUCAAACAAUCGUUAGAGAAAUCCUAUAAAAUUCUGUUAUCAACUAGGUAAGGAGGAGCAAUCCUUGCAAAGCUAAAAGAUAUGCUAGCUAAUAAACGGCUGGUAGGAAAAUUGAAAGUUUUGUUAUUCUGUAACGGCCAAGGACUGAGAUAGAAGAAAAUUACAAUUAUAAAGAAUCCAUGGUGAUUUGCAAGACUUACGAAAACUGUAAUAAUGAACGUUGAACAAUGAGAUAAUCAUAUGAUAGCGGUUGGAACGUAUCAAUCUAAACAUAGCCAGGAAUGAAGAAGAUAUGAAAUUAAUGAUGAAAUCUUCCGAACACGUGAACAUAGUGAAUUCAGAGUGAAAACUAUCAUUCCUACAUGUAUACACAAAAUCUGAGCUAGCCUAAUGUACAACAACACAAAAUCUCAUACUAAUUUCACACAUCAGUAGAGCAAAUACACGUUAGUAAAUGACAGCUAAAGCAGAUCGUUUAAUUAUUUUGGAAAUCAUUCCCCAGAAAAAUGGUUAUCUUCUGUAAAAUUCCCAACCGCCAACGUUGAUAUUUCUUCAUAUUAGGUACUUACAUAGAUUAGGAACUAAAAUCACUUACCCAAAACUGAAAAUAAAAACCAAAAACAAAUAUUCAACACCGUAGUGAAAGGGCAAAUUACAUGAUACUCUUUUUUGUUGCAACAUUGUGUUAGGAAAUACAACACUCAUCACAAUAAAU